Molecule: messenger RNA, 918 nt
Organism: Penicillium canariense
Lineage: Eukaryota; Fungi; Ascomycota; Eurotiomycetes; Eurotiales; Aspergillaceae
Product: Pyridine nucleotide-disulfide oxidoreductase class-II
Exons: 2
Coding region: 1-918 (305 amino acids)
Molecular function (GO): oxidoreductase activity
Source: RefSeq, a predicted model, not a curated record
AUGAAAACCAUGAUAGUUGACGCCCUCAUUCUCGGUGCAGGCCCGGCCGGCCUCGCAGCAGCCAGCGCUCUGGGCCGUGCUCGCCGACAUGUCCUGAUCAUCGCCGAUUCCGAGUAUCGCAACCGUGCGAGCCAUGCAAUGCAUGGGGUUCUGGCUUGCGAAGGGAUGAAUCCGAUCGACUUCCUCACUCGGAGUCAGCAACAGCUCACAGCUCUAUAUCCAAGCAUUCGCCUAGAGUCUGAUACUGUCCAGCGCGCCGCCCGAAUUGGUACCCCAGAGAGCCCAGCAUUCGAGAUUGAGACAGCUACGGGCGCAGUUUACCAAGGCCGGCGCCUUAUUCUCGCGACCGGUGCCAUCGACGAGCUCCCGACCGAGAUCGCCGGGUUUGCGACCUGCUGGCCUGACCAUUUACCACCCCUAUCGACGUACCAUGUGCAUCUCGCCCUACGGGCCCGAUGCUUUAAUGACCGCGUGAUCGUCUACACCGACGGUCUCCUCUACACCGAAGUGCAGCGGUGCGAGGCUGAGAAGCUAUUUGCACCCGCCUUGGCCCAAGGUGUCACUCUACAACAUACGCCUAUUAGCCGUCUAGAGCCGCUACCCGUCGAGAAAGGUCCUGGGGUUCACGUGUAUCUAGAGGGUGGCAAAUCGGAGCGUGUUGACUUCUUAGUGUAUAAGACGCUAACUAGACCCGCUAGCGCCCAUUUAGCGACGCAGCUAGGGCUCCAAAUCAGUGAAAUUCCUGGCCAGGGCUCGGUUAUUGCGUGUAAAGAGCCCACUGGGGCGACUAGCGUGCCGGGGUUAUUUGUCUGUGGUGAUGCCGGUAGUCCGAUCAAGGGAGUGGCUCCGGCGAUGGCGCAGGGACUCUGUGUUGCAGACGUGGUUUGGGGGGGUCUGUUGGAAGAGGAUAAAUCUUAG